Molecule: messenger RNA, 2315 nt
Organism: Acanthaster planci (crown-of-thorns starfish)
Lineage: Eukaryota; Metazoa; Echinodermata; Asteroidea; Valvatida; Acanthasteridae
Source: RefSeq, a predicted model, not a curated record
CCCUGCCAAAGGCUAGUAAUAAUCUAAUAAUAUCCUACUGUUGAUAGGUCCUACAUUCUAAACCCAGGCGAGGCCACAUGCUUGACACGUAAAAAGAAAAAACUUACAGUGGUUGACAUGGUUAGCCAUUCUGCCUCCAUGGUUGAGCUGCCAUUAGGCCAAGGCCGGCUGUAGUGUAAAUAAACUUGAAGUUAUACACCAGGGCGGGCCUACAUUGUCCGUGUAGUGUCUCAGCAUUUUAGCUGAAGAUCAUGCAGUUUGCAGAAGUUACAAGCCUGAAGUUGCUUUGCUUGAAACAGUUCUCCGAGUUGGUGGCAGAGGAUCGCAUUCACCUUCAUAGUCUAGAAGAAUUCCCCUCUCGUCUCCUGAGAGACCUUGUGCCUGUGCUGAGCAUAAAUGACUUGGCGAGACUACAUCAAAUUCUCCGAGAGAAAGGUAUUGGUGUGCAACAAUACUGGUUGAAGUUUUAUCGUCAGGCUUUCCAGGAAGACAGAUUGGCGAGGCAGUGUGCUUGCCAUGACAGCAGUUUGGCCAGUUUGGACUGGCGACAGAGGCUUCUUGAAAAGAGGUGUGAGCAAGAGCUCCAGAAGUUGGGUCCCUCACCAAGUGAGGGAACAGAAGAGCUAGACACAUUGAGUUUGAAGAUUCUGGACAUUUUACGGAAUCCACUCUCCACUCAUGGACCACUGGAUGAUUUCUUCCCGUCUUUGCUGGUUCUUCACAGUGAUAUUCUUCCCUAUGUUCAGAGGAAUGAGGAGAUAAUGAAGAUUCUACAGAAGAGUUUGAGAGAGCUGGUGCUGACUGACUACCUUCCCAAGUAUGAGAGCAUCUUGCAGCAGUUCCUGGAGUUUCUGAUUCAUCAAGGGGUCUUGAGAAAGUUCACUCUGAAGCAUCCUGUGUGUGAGACAGGUGGCCACUUGUUCAACAUCUUCAAAGUGUGUUCCGGAGUACUUGGUGAGAUCAUGGAAAGUGGCAAGAGGCAUGUUGCAGUGCCAUGCUGCAGGGGAGAAUGCUGCAACCCAUAUUCCUCAGAGCCUGACCUGGAUGGCCAAAGCAAAUUGAGCACUCAAGACAAUUCUCUCUUUUCCCAAAUUGACCCUCUCAGCAGUACCAACCCAGCAAGUCAUCGAUGCCAGAGGACUGUUGACCACUGCAUACAGCAUCUGGUCUUGUGUGAUUUUUCCUUCAGCAACCAGCCAGAUCACAUGCAGAUGCUGGAGAAACUGUUUGGCAUAUGGCCAGGCCUGAGAGAGCUCGAAUUCGUGAACUUCAGGAAGAGUGGGGCAUGGGAGAUUACUUGUAUCAAGGUACUUUCAGCACUGAUCAGGGGACAGAGACCCACACCUCCAUUGCAGAGACUGCGCAUUCACGGGAGCAGUGUUAAUGAUGGCACUCUACUCUGGCUGGGUGAUUUAUUAUUAAGAUCAGAGUUCAAGAUGCUGGAGCUGGAAGGGACUAAUGUUCUAUUCAAUAUCAGAAAUACAGACAGUGAGAGAUUCAUUCAAUUGGGCAACAGGCGUCUGCAGAAAGAUGUUUUUGCUCAGCUCAGUGUGCUGGAUAUGAAGUUCCACAUACUGAUUUCCCCUCAUUACCUGGAGAGCGCCCUCUUGCAGCCAGAUUGUACCAUCACCGUGCUAAACCUGGAGUACUGCCAGCUGGGGACACCAAAGGUGGACAGCCUUUUCAUCCAUGCUAAAAACAGCCAAUGUCUUCGUGAACUGAGUGUGGUGCGUAAUGGAUAUAGCCCUCACAGGAGUGAUUACGGUCCAGCUGGUUAUUCUGGCCUGGCCCAACUUAUGCAAAGUGGCCAUCUCACCAAAUUGAAUUUAGGUGGAUGUGGUUUUGCAUUGACAGGUUGGGCCCAUGCCACAGAUUUUGUGGAAGCCUUGCGUCUCAACUUUUCUCUUCAUCAACUUCUCCUGGAUGCCAAUUGUUUGACUGAUGAGUGUCUACAUCUGCUUGGCAGUGCCUUUGUCAAUUCCUUGCCGGAAACUGACGGUCAAGCCUCGAACCUGUGCCUCGACCUCAGCUUCAACAGUGAAAUUACCCAUGACGGAAUGGACAGGUUCAGCCAAGCAAUCCUAGCUAGCACCAAGCAAGGUCGCCGAAGUAGCCGUCUCUGCCACCUGACAUUGACGAAGGAAGAAGGGGAGAACAACCCUGGUGUGCACUGGGAGCUGGCUGAGCUAAUGAAAUUGACUGUAAAUCGCGCAGCGUCCUUCGAGUUGCCCCUUAAUUCUGACCGUGGACACAUCUCGGAUUAUAGAGGCUGGAGGAUGGAGCAUCAGUCACAGACUUGAGGGGGGGGGGAAUUA